GCUUCCGGAGCGCGACCUUGGCGGGCGGGCGGGUGAGUGGGCGAUUGCGGGGCCGUGCGGGGCUCUCCCGGCGGCGGCAGCGCCUUCCCCCGCAGCCGCGGCACGGCGGGCAGGGCGGGAGCGCUCGGACAGCGGCCUCCUUGUGUUCAGGGCGGCAGCCGGGAUGGCGGCGCCAACGAUGGAGGAGAGGAAGGCGUGCUGGGGGGCCCGGGACGAGUUCUGGCAGUGCCUGGACAGCCACGGGGAUGACGCCGCCAAGUGCGAGAAGCUGCGCCGGGCCUUCGAGUCGCGCUGCCCGCAGCAGUGGGUUAAACACUUUGACAAAAGAAGAGACUUUUUAAAAUAUAAAAAGAAGCUUGAAACAGAAGGGUAUCGUCCUCCAGAAACUGCUGGAAAGUCUUAGGAACUGUGCUCUCAAAUCAAGUCAGAGUAACUAUAGAACGAAGAAGCCAGAGAAAGGAACAGAAGCUGCUUGAGUGCAAGAACUGGUGAUGUAGCAGUCUCCCUGAAAUGCAGACUGCUCUUCUUGUUGCCAGGUCUCACAUGUCUGCUAAAAAAAGGGGUCACGGGCAGCUUUUUGAUGAGUUUAAGUCAAAGAAAUAUGGUGCAGGGCUGUUCACAAAUUUAAGGGUUUGAAUGUAUAAUUAGUAAAAUUGUUUCACAGGAAUAAAUGAUUAUUUAAUACUGCUAUGUACAUAUUCUAAAGAGAAAAUGAAAUUGUUUUUCAGUAAGUGAACCACUUUUUUCCUAAAUUAAAAAAGUCCAUUCCAACUUGC
This is a messenger RNA of Pyrgilauda ruficollis (rufous-necked snowfinch), 776 nucleotides long. Its product is annotated as cytochrome c oxidase assembly factor 6 homolog. Lineage: Eukaryota; Metazoa; Chordata; Aves; Passeriformes; Passeridae. The transcript has 2 exons. Gene Ontology annotation, biological process: respiratory chain complex IV assembly. The record is from RefSeq and is a predicted model, not a curated record. Gene Ontology annotation, cellular component: mitochondrion; respiratory chain complex IV. Bases 164 to 403 code for a protein of 79 amino acids.